Molecule: messenger RNA, 10693 nt
Organism: Alexandromys fortis (reed vole)
Lineage: Eukaryota; Metazoa; Chordata; Mammalia; Rodentia; Cricetidae
Gene: Prtg
Product: protogenin
Exons: 19
Coding region: 371-3862 (1163 amino acids)
Biological process (GO): cell-cell adhesion
Molecular function (GO): protein binding
Source: RefSeq, a predicted model, not a curated record
CCCAGGUGCAUUGUCCGGCGGGGCCCUUCCCCCUGUCCCCGGGGUCGCCCUAGCGAUCGCAGCGUGUCCCUCCGCCAGCAGCGCCGACCUCGCCGUGCGGGGCCCAGGGGCCAGAUGUAGAAAGUAGUCCCCGGCCGGCCAGGCUGUCCACUACGCCGCCCUCUGCAGCCUCCCUCCGCCCCGGGCUGGACUCGACGCGCGUGGUCCCCGCGGCCUGGCGCGCGCGCGCGGGGGUCCGUGCGCCUGCAAGCGGCGCGUCGCCUCGCUACGCCGGAGCAGCGGGUGCAGCAGGAGCUGCGGGUUCAGAAGAGCAGCGGGAGCAGCGGGCGCGGGCGCACGGCCCGGGAGUAUGCCCGCGCAGCCCCGCUGAAUGGCGCCUCCCGUGCGCCCGGGGAUGCCGCCCCUGCUGCUGCUGUUGCUGCUGCUGCCGCCGCUCGGCUGGGUUCCAGGAGUGUGGGGCUUUAGUGAACUGUUUUUCAUGAAAGAACCACAGGAUGUAACUGUCAUGAGGAAAGACCCGGUCUUUUUAGAUUGUCAGGCUCACGGAGAGGGUCCUGUGAAGGUCACGUGGUUGAAAAAUGGAGCAAAACUGUCUGAAAAUAAAAGGAUCCAGGUUCUAUCCAACGGCUCUUUGUACAUCCGUGAGGUGGAAGGCCGGCGAGGAGAGCAUUCGGAUGAAGGAUUUUAUCAGUGCUUGGCAGUGAACAAAUACGGGGCCAUUCUCAGUCAGAAAGCUCAUCUGACAUUGUCAACUAUUUCUGCGUUUGAAGUCCAUCCAGUUUCUACAGAAGUCCACGAAGGGGGAGUUGCUAGAUUUUCUUGCAAGAUUUCAUCAACGCCCCCUGCAGUCAUUACGUGGGAGUUUAAUAGGACAGCCCUGCCUGUAACCAUGGACAGGGUGACUGCCCUGCCGUCAGGAGUGUUGCAGAUCUAUGAUGCUGGCCCGGAGGAUGCUGGGAAUUACCGCUGUGUUGCUGCAACCAUAGCUCAUAAACGUAAAAGCAUGGAGGCCUCUCUAACCAUAAUUCCAGCUAAUGAAUCAAGAGCCUUCUAUAUGCCAACCAUUGUAGCGGGGCCGCAGAAUGUGACUGUGUCGUUACAUCAGACAGCCGUUCUAGAGUGUAUGGCCACAGGAUAUCCCAAACCCAUCAUUUCCUGGAGCCGGCUCGAUCACAAGUCCAUUGAUGUCUUUAACACCCGGGUCCUUGGAAAUGGCAACCUCAUAAUAUCCAAUGUCAAGCAGCAGCACACUGGAGUAUAUGUUUGCCGGGCCACCACCCCUGGCACACGCAACUUCACAGUUGCUAUGGCAACUUUAACCGUAUUAGCGCCUCCUUCAUUUGUUGAAUGGCCUGAAAGUUUAACAAGACCACGAGCUGGCACUGCACGGUUUGUGUGUCAGGCAGAGGGAACUCCCUCACCCAAAAUGUCCUGGUUGAAAAAUGGGAGACGGAUACAUUCUAAUGGCAGAAUUAAAAUGUACAACAGCAAAUUGGUGAUUAACCAGAUUAUCCCAGAAGAUGAUGCUUUUUAUCAGUGCAUGGCCGAAAACAGCCAAGGAUCUGUUCUGUCUCGAGCCAGACUGACCGUGGUCAUGUCAGAAGAUAGGCCCAGUGCUCCAUACAAUGUCCAUGCUGAAACCAUGUCGAGCUCUGCCAUCCUUCUAGCUUGGGAGAGGCCGCUAUACAACUCAGACAAGGUCAUUGCCUACUCUGUGCACUACAUGAAGGCCGAAGGUUUAAAUAACGAGGAGUAUCAGGUGGUCCUUGGGAAUGACACAACUCAUUACAUCAUCGAUGACCUAGAGCCUGCCAGCAACUACACUUUCUACAUCGUGGCGUACAUGCCAAUGGGAGCCAGCCAGAUGUCGGACCAUGUGACCCAGAACACUCUAGAAGAUGUGCCCCUAAGGCCUCCUGAAAUUAGCUUGACGAGCCGAAGUCCCACCGACAUUCUCGUCUCCUGGCUGCCAAUCCCUGCCAAAUACCGGCGCGGCCAAGUGGUGCUGUAUCGGCUGUCCUUCCGCCUGAGCACUGAGAAUGCCAUCCAAGUUGUGGAACUCCCGGGGACUGUGCAUGAGUACCUCCUGGAAGGCCUGAAGCCUGAUAGCGUCUACCUGGUCCGGAUUACAGCUGCUACCCGCGUGGGGCUGGGAGAGUCAUCCGUGUGGACCUCACACAGAACGCCCAAAGCCACGAGCGUAAAAGCCCCUAAGUCUCCUGAGCUGCAUUUGGAACCCCUGAACUGCACUACCAUCUCCGUGAGGUGGCUGCGAGACACUGAGGACCCAGCCAUCAUUCAGGGCUACAAGCUCUUUUAUAAAGAGGAAGGGCAGCAGGAGAAUGGACCUAUCUUCCUAGACACCGGUGACCUGUUCUAUACGCUCAGCGGCUUGGAUCCCAGAAGAAAAUACCACGUGAGGCUGCUGGCGUACAACAACAUGGAAGAUGGCUACCAGGCUGACCAGACAGUCAGCACUCCCGGAUGCGUGUCUGUUCGCGACCGCAUGGUCCCUCCGCCGCCGCCACCCCACCGUCUCUGUGCGAAGGCUAACACCUCUUCUUCCAUCUUCCUGCACUGGAGGAGGCCUGCCUUCACCACGGCCCAAGUCAUUAACUACACCGUCCGCUGUAACCCUGUUGGCCUGCAGAACGCCUCUCUGGUUCUCUACCUGCAAACAUCAGAGACCCACAUGCUGGUUCAGGGACUGGAACCAAACACCAAGUAUGAAUUUGCUGUCCGGCUGCAUGUGGAUCAGAGCUCCAGUCCCUGGAGUCCCGUGGUCUACCAUUCCACACUCCCAGAAGCACCCACGGGCCCCCCAGUGGGGGUGAAGGUGACACUUAUAGAAGAUGGCACCGCCCUUGUCUCCUGGAAACCCCCAGACGGCCCAGAGACAGUUGUGACACGCUACACCAUCCUGUACGCUUCCAGGAAGGCCUGGAUUGCGGGCGAGUGGCAGGUCCUGCACCGAGAAGGUGAGUGUGACCGGAUUACCAAGGACGAUGACUGCAAGUUAUCAGUGUCACAGGGAGACCAAGGGAGUAAACAUGCCAUGUUUCUAGUUUAUGCAGGUUAUUACCAUCUGGACCAGAAGUCAAUGACGGGUAUCGCAGUAGGCGUUGGCAUAGCCUUGACCUGCAUCCUCAUCUGCGUUCUCAUCUUGAUAUACCGAAGCAAAGCCAGGAAGUCAUCUGCCUCCAAGACAACACAGAAUGGAACCCAGCCCUUAUCCCGAGCCAGCGCCUCUGUAGCCGCGGGGAGUGACGUGGGGAAGAACCUGGAGAGAGCUUCAGAGAAUGAAGAGUCCCUGGUACCCAUGAUGCCGAGCAGCUUCAUUGAUGCGAAGGGAGGAACUGACCUGAUCAUCAACAGCUAUGGUCCUAUAGUUAAAAACAACACCAAGAAAAAGUGGCUUUUUUUCCAAGACACUAAGAAAAUGAAAGUUGAGCAGACUCCAAGAAGAUUCACCCAGCCCGUGUGCUUUUACCAGCCAGGCACCACUGUGCUGAUCAGCGAGGAAGACUCCCCCAGUUCCCCAGGCCAGACCGCCAGCUUCCCAAGACCCUUUGGGGUUGCCCUUGAUGCUGAGCAUUCGGCCAACAGUGAAGGCAGCCACGAGACGGGGGAUUCUGGAAGGUUCUCCCACGAGUCCAAUGAUGAGAUCCACCUGUCCUCGGUCAUCAGUGGCACACCCCCCACCUCGAAUUCUCUCGCCGGUGACGAUUCUGAUGGAGAUGGUGCCGUGAAGAAGCGCGGAGACCCUGCAGAGCCCUUGCCAGCCGAGCAGACCUCCUCCUUGGCCCCACAGCCACCGGAGUCCUCGGGGCCGUGCUUUGCAGCCGAGGGGUUUCCCAUCUAGACAGCUAUGCUCAGGGAUUCACAACAAGCGUCUGUUCGAAGGACAAUGAACAGGGAGCCAAAGCCUUUUGUGAAAAUCUUGAUGUCUUACUGUUUAUUGUUUUUUUUUUUAUCUUUUAAAAAUAUUUUUUAAUUAUUUUUAAGCGCACGAAUUUUGAAUGUUUCAAUUGUCAACAAUGUGAAAAAAGGGCAGUCAGGAUGCCUGACUGGGUUCUAAGAUGUAUCACUGGAGCGGAGGGAAGACUGCCCGAGCCCUCUGCUGAAUAGCUACCUCAGUUUGCUUUGGCGGACUCUGAAGAACUGUGCUGCCUCCUCCUGCGCUGGCUUCUCGCAGUGGCGUAGCCAGCAGGACUUCCUAGUGACGCCGCCGUGUGUCCGUUGUGUGUGUAAUGUGUGUGACUGAGGAGUCCGAUGGCAAGACGAGGAAGAAUGUUGAUCUGAAGCUCUGUUUUUUGGUUUUUCUUUUUCUUUUUUUUCUUUUAGAGCUGUAACACCUGCAUGAUUUGGAUAAUGUUGUGACCUCUUGCUGUGAGGAGAAAAUACGGGACUAUAUUUAUUUGAAUGGAUGAAACAAAGAUGUCUCCUUGGAGAAGCAAACCAUUCCGUAGCACAUAGGGAUCAUAUCCUUGCCAGGCUGUUGGGAUUGGAACACCAGAGCAGGAAUCCUUCGCUCCAGCCCACACCAGCCUGCCUUCAGCCACCUUCUCUUUGGCCCCACAGUUGGUUAAGGGCUGCGCUGUCUCUUUUGCAGAACAACUUCAGAGUUUCCGAGCUAGCUGCAAAACACAAUGUAGAAAAGUGGAAUUUUUUUUUUUUAAUGGUUCAGUCGGGCGGUGGUGGCGCACGCCUUUAAUCCCAGCACUCGGGAGGUUGAGACAGGUGGAUCUCUGUGAGUUCGAGGCCAGCCUGGUCUACAAGAGCUAGUUCCAGGACAGGCUCCAAAAGCUACAGAGAAACCCAGUCUCGAAGAAAAAAAAAAAAGUCCCAGUUUGGCUUCAAAUGGGGCGAAGAAAUGUCAUGAAGUAUUAAGAAUGAAGCAGUAGAAAAUAAGAUGAACUUGAGGUUUUUGUAAUAGCAGUGCCUUCCAGGAUAUUAUUAUGAAAAAUUUUGCCUUAUACCUUUUUAAUAUUCAUGAAGAUGUUUAGGAAAAAGGGUACCAAAAAUUUGCCUUAACAAAGCUUGGCUCUCACAGAUAGCUCUAACGUUAUCUGGCACCUUGUUAGCAUUGUUUUCCUUUGGAAGCGCAGGUUGGCCCCGGGGCUGUUGUGCCACACCAACCCUGUGGCUGACCUCUUGGCUUUCUGUCCCACUAACUCCAGGAGUGAGUUCAUCCUCUCCCUGGUUUGAAGUCAGCAAACCCUUAGAGCAGGCCUUCUCAGCCAUGAGGAACAAGUCCUGUGCUGAGCCUCAUGGGAGGGAGAGAAAAAAGAGAUGUCUUUAGCCUUUCAGAAUCAUGGGGUUCAUCCUCCCCCACGUUUUUGGAAAUGGAUUCUGAGUUUUAUUUUCAAAGAAGGCCCCUCUGUGGGUUUUCCCCUUGAAACCCUCCCAGCACAGAUGGGACAGGUCCUGCCAAAUGGAGCCCUAAAGUCAAGGGACCUGCUGGAUAAUCACCACGCUCUCAACUCCCUUGAUGGCCCUGCCGUGUGAUUCUAAGGUUUGUGCCAAAUCGGGCAUGCUUAGAACCCGACCCACGGCUGCCACUUCUGAGCGCAGUCCUGUCCCUUUCACUGUGGGCUUUUUGAGCAAAAUGGGAAAAGAAAAAAAAAAGAAAGAAAAAAGCAGAGCUUUAGGUAAAUGAUGGGAGGCUAGAAAAAGGGCUUCCCGUGCCUUCACACUCCUGUUUAUACUACCUCUCUUUAAAGUUAUUCUAGUGUUAUUGUUCUUUCCUGUACUCAGGGAAUUUUGUUGUGUUUUGUCUUGUUUUUGUUUCUCUUGAGCUCAUGACGCAUGGGCGGGCGCACUGACAGGGUAUGGUGUUGUUUGGUUCGUAGUUAAGUAUGUGGGCCAACGUCUAUCAGUAUCUAAAAUGAAGAGUAUGGUGGGAGCGGUUGUUUUCAAUCUUCAAAAGCAAACAAAAUGUCAAGGUGAUGCUUCAGGUUGAGGGCCAUGUGCAUUUGAACUGUGUUCUCUGCCUGGGUCCUCUGAAAGGGUCCGAGGGGAUGCUGUCCCAGAAGAACGUGCCCUGUGUUUUGAUGAAUCGGCCCUUAGUUACAGUAGACUUUUAGCUUAUAGCUAUUUGCUAGUUCAUUUUUUUAGCCUUUUCAUUCUAUUGUUAUGCAGACUUUUCUGUCACAAUCCUGCUACCAAAGAAUUUCCAGUAGAAAAAUGAAAUUUCUAUUAUAAUUACCCUAAAUCCAAUUCACUAGAAACAGCUAUAAAUAGCCUCAAUUUCAAGUAAUUUCUAACCCUGAACUGUAGGGUUUAUAUUGAUAGUUACAGAUAAUUAGACUAGUGAUAUUAACUACCUUACUGUCUCCAGAGUGUUUAAAAAUAAGUUGUGAUUUCCUUGCCAACAGAUGGUUACAAAGUAUUUCGACUGUAGCUUUUUUUUCCUUCAGCAAGCGAAGAAAUCUUUAACUCUAUAGUAUUAAUGUAUCUUCAAAUUUUUGAAAUUGCUUGUUGGAGGGGGAAAAAAACAAAUCUUAUCACUAAGAAUAAAUAUUUUGAUCUCAUGGAAUAAGGUAUUUUAUGUUAAACAGAGGCUUUUGGCUUGGUGAAAGCAAGCUUCUGUGAAGUCUGAAGUACGAAAUUCUAACUAAAAUAUUAAGGUUAUCAUUUCUGUCUUAUGGUACCAUUACUUCAUCAUAUUUCAACUCUAGAUAGGCUGGUAUGCAAACUGGUCACUUUCAUUUUCUAGAGACAUAUUUGCUAGAAGUACUGAUAACCUGCCUGUCAUUUUUAAUGUCAGAUAUUACAGUAUAUUGCUCAUCAGUAUUUUCAUACCAAAGACCAUUAAAGUAUAUCAUUUAGCCUGUAAGUAACGAUGAGCAGAUUUAAAAUAAAUUUAUUUAGGAGCAGAUAGGGAAUCUAGCUUUAGUGGCAAAAAGAAAAGACGAAAAGCUAAGUUUACAUAGUUAAAGGCAAUACAGUUAUAUUGGUAUUUAUCAGUGUUUUUAUUCGAGUACUUUAUAUCAGCAAAUUAAAAAGAAAUUAAAAACCAAAGAUAUUUAAGGUUACCUCCGAAUAUAGAGAAAUUUAGCUGUACAUUGAACUCUUAUUUGUUGUUUUGUGUGUUAAUGAAGCAUCUCUCCAGACCCUCUCCUCUGUGUCCAGAUUUUCAGUGAAAUCCACUAGAUCAGCCAUGGGGAUAUUUUUGAUAAAUGGUGCUGUGCCUCUUCCGUAAGGCCCCGUGAGUGUGACGGUCACCAGCUAGAACAUCAGGCUCCUCUGUCCCUGGGUACGUGGGAGCCCCUAAAUCCUCCGUAUAGUCUGCAUUCCUACGUAAAGUCAUUCUCUGGUUAUUCAGGCAGCUGGAGUAGGGCAAAUGAAACGAGCCACUGUUUGGGUGGGCGGCGCUUUGAGUUAAAAUGGGGUUUCUAAAUUAUAAGGUUUUCAUUGCACCAAAGGAGCUGAGCUUAAUCUCGAAUGGAAACCUGGGUGAAGAGGAUGACCUUUUUUUUUUUUAAUGUAGAAUCUAGAGAUUUAUAAAAAGACAUAUUUAUCUAUUAAAUAAUGUUUUGAAAAGUACCAAGAGUGUAGAUGCUGGUGACAUGUUACAGGCUUUCUUGCCAUUACCUCAAACAGAAGCCCCACCAGCAACGCGGCAGUGACUUUGUGUGCAUCAUGUCUGCUUUCUGGGGGGCUUCUGGAAAAAAAAAAUUAAAAAAGGCUCAUGGCCGACGACUCAGGAGCACUGCUGACGUCCUUAGGAAGACACCAUUGGAAAGAGUUCUUUGUGUCCUCCAAAGCGAGCAUGGCAGCAUGGUGCACUCCUUUGAUCAAUCGCAGUGCGCAGAUAUCUGAGGUCCAGUCCUGCCUGCUGUGUGUAGCGAAACAAGGCGAGGGGUGCCAUUCCAGAAACCUUACCACCCGUGGGUCGGUCAGUGACUGUUGUGACCGAUUCGCUUCUGUACACUUGCAUAGCAGGUGUCCGUUUCGAAUACCAGAUGUGGGGGGACAAAAGUUUGAACUGUAUUGUCAAAAGCUGUCAUUUUUCUGAGGCCAACCAUGUGUUUUGCAUAUUUUCUGCCUGGACAUUUACUACGUGCGUCUCUGAUAAAACUGCUUUGGUUGAAGUCAAAAAUCACCCCUGCGAUCUGUGAGCGCAGAGCGGCGGGUUCUGGAGACCGCCAUGCACAGCCGUUCUUCUGAUUGUGGAUUUUAUUGAUGUUUAGAAGGCAGCCGUAGGUUCUGUGCUGGGUUGCUUAUGCUCAGGAUGUGAGUUCCCAGGCUAAUGCAAUGUGUGUGUUACCGGCUUUUCUACCAGGUGGGUUCUGUGCCGCUUUCCCGGCAAACCAUCACCAAUUUAGUGUCCGUAAGCAGCAGCGCCUAAGUAUCUUACAACUCUGCGGGUCAAAACUCUUUUCCUUUUUGAGGAAGUUUUUUUUUUUUGCUCUGAAAUUCUGCCAUCCUGGAACUUGCUAUGGAAGCCAGACCGGCUUUGAACUGGUAGCGCUCCUCCUGCCUCAUACUCCCCAGAUGACAGGUGUGGGCCAUCGGCCCAGUUAUAGGAUAAUAAGAGGCUGCCAAGGGGGCUGCCUUCCCCCUGGGAGCCAAGAGAAGAAGCCGGUGGUCUUGUCUUCAGCUUUUAAAGACUGUGAACUCAUUUUUCUUCAAAACCAGCAACAUAGCCCCUCUCCUUCUCUUUUUCUGACCCCAAGAAAGAAAGAUUCUUUGGUUCUGAGUAUUCAUUUGGUUAGAUUAUUCUGGCCUUCUUCGUCCAAAAUGAUGUCCUUAGUUUCUUCUGUCAUGUAUUGUAGGAUUCUCACAGGUUCUGGGGGUUCCUCUGUAGACUUCUGAGUGGCCAUUGUUUUCCUACUACAGAUCCGUCAAUUCUGCAGAAUUCCUCUCAGCAGCACGGUACUAGGUUUUCAAGAUACAGCAAAUCUGAUGUCCCUUUCCCCUGGAAGCACCUUUAAAAUGUCAAAGACUGGAAAAAAUAGGCCCUGUAGUUUGUUCAAAGUGCAUUAAAAUCUGUCUCUAAAACCCCUUCAAAGCCAAUUCAACUUUUUUUUCUUUCUUUCUUUCUUUCUUUCUUUCUUUCCUUCUUUCUUUUUCUUUUUUUUUUUUUUUUUAAGUGGGGGAUUUGAGGCAGGGUUUCUUUGUAUAGCCCUGGUUGUCCUGGUACUCGCUCUGUAGACCAGGCUGGCCUGAACUCAGAGAUUCACCAGCCUCUACCUCCCAAAUGCUGGGAUUAAAGGCAUAUGCUACCGUCGCCUGACUCCCAACUCCACUCCAGAUCUUAUCUAUGUUUUCAGAGGGGAAAAAUCUCUUAAAUAUUUGCCUCCAACCAUGUUGGAUUCAUCAGAAAGUUUUGGAAACCUUUUUUUCUCUCUUCAAAUGAUAAUACUUGAGCAGGGCUGAGGAAAGGACUCAACACUUAAGGGAUCUUGGAGAGAUGAGCAAGACAGGGCAGAGUCACCCUUUGCUUUCUUUCUAAACACACUGAUACGUACUGCCUUGCAGCCUGGUUUCUGCCUUCACUUAAACAGUGACGGAUUUUCGACCUUCUAAUUGGUCAGCUCUGAAGCUCCCCGUGGCCCUUGCCUCGCCUCACUCCGUCAGCACGUGUAGUUCCUAGGAUGCGCUGAACUUUUCCACCUGCUUCAUCUUCUAGUUGUUCUUUUCCUGGAUGUUUUAGACCCCAAAGCUCUAGUUCGUUCUAAUGUCUGAUUAUCUCAAGCUGGCCUCCUUUCAGUUUUGAAGAAUGACUUCAAAUUCUACCCUGACUGAUAUUUGGGAUUUCUUUAGCAGAGGGAGAAAGCUGUUUCCAUUCACAGGAUGCUAACCAGGAGGAGAAGCUCAAUACAGAAAAGCUAAGUGUCUUGCACACAGCCUCUGAGCGCCGAGAUUAAAGGUGUUACCAUCCUCCCAACCUCAUCUUCAUUUCUAACAAAUGCACUCUUUCCUUGUUUGCAUCAGCCAGCUUCGCUCCAUCGAUGGCCUGCAGAGUUUUCCUCAAGUUUCUGAUAAAUACAUUCUUGACUUAAACCUUGAGAAAGAAUGUUUCUUUUCCUACUGAACUCUCUUAAAAAAAAAAAAAAAAAGCAAAGCUACUCUUCUGCUGUCAUAGAGUUUCUUAUUUGCCACAUUCUGUGUUAUCCGUUCCGUUCCCAGACUAAAACCCUUUCCUGGUGGUAAGCCUGAACACAGACAUUGCCUUAGCCCCUUGCUAGAGUGUAGGGCAGGGGUUAAGAAAAUCUGUCUGUCUGUUACUGCCAUUGAACAAAAGUUGAUGUCUGUACGUGUAGGAUUUUUUUUUUUCUAUUUCAAAGAUGUGAAUUUAAUGAAGUGUGGGAGCCAGUUAAGUUAUUUUCUGUAGUAGGUGUUCUGGGUCCUGCCACUCUCUGCUUCCUUGUAAGGGCAGCAUUUGCCAGCUUCAGCGUGGACUGUGGAGCUGAGCUACAUUCGAUUUCUACUUGACUCAGGGGACCAGCUCUGCAGACUCCAUUGCGUGAAGACGGUGAAUGUUUGUCUUGAUUUUUGAAUGUAUUUUUUAAAAUGUCUUCUUAAAACAUGUGUUGUUUAACGAUGUGGGUUUGUUUUCUGUUCCUAGCAUGAUAGCAAAUAUUUCCUAGUAUCCGUCCACUACCCCAUGUAGUUUGUAUUCUGCCCUACAGGUCAUGCCAAAAAGUGAAUAAAAGUUUAAAUGCCAAAAUGUUUAUGAAAACUG